Messenger RNA from Tympanuchus pallidicinctus (lesser prairie-chicken), 3261 nucleotides. RefSeq lists its product as uncharacterized. Lineage: Eukaryota; Metazoa; Chordata; Aves; Galliformes; Phasianidae. The record is from RefSeq and is a predicted model, not a curated record.
AUGGAGAGGAAACCUCCUAGACAUCCCAAAGUGGCCUGGGCAGAGAGUGAAGCUCCCCAGAAUAGGAGAGCUCCACUGGAGCCCUACCAGGUGACCGAGGUGCAGCCACUGCGUGCUGAUGCUGACUGGCUGCCUGUGUAUGAAGUGGAAAAGGAGGCUGUUGAUUGCAUCGAAGCCUAUGUCAUCAGCAAGGAAAAGGAUCUGGUGCGGAAGAUAGAGUUCCUGAAAUGUAUUUGCUCACUGUGCAGCACUGCUGGAAAGAAGGGCUUGACAGAGGGCCUGGAUGUCUUCUGCUUCCUAAACGAUCUGCCACAGAACAUCGAGACCCUGAAUGCUAUGGACAACAUGCUGCAGAUCAUGCUAGACAGCCACCCCACCACCACUGUCAAUAAUCGGCUGCAGAGUAUCUUUAAGAUGAUGGACCCUACUGAGAAGAUCCUGAAAGAGCUGUGUAAGCCAGCACUCCUCCAGAGUCUUCUGAAGGUUGAAAGCUUGCCACUGCUUUUGCUGGUGCUCAGAGGCCUGGUCCUGCUGUCCAAGAGACCUGAGACGGCAAGAGAAAUACGGGCUGUGCUUACAGACAUCAUGGAGACCCUGCGGUUUGCCAAAACGCCCAUUACUCUGAAGGUGCUGAGUAUUUUUACAAAUGUAAUGCGCCAUCUGGGGAAGAGGCAUGCCAAUCCCAUUGCUCUGGAGCUGGCUGAGAAGAUUCUGCCUCUUUUUAAUCAUGUGUCAAGUGAAGUGCAAGAAGGCUCCAUCCACCUCUUCGAAGAUUUGAUGGACACUGCGCUGUGGUAUAAGAAAGGAAACAUGAAGAAGAUUGUGUGCAGGGCCCUGCUCCCUCUGCUGUUUCAGAUGAGAGACAAGACCCCGAGCAUAGCACAGGUACGAAUUAUAGACCUGACCACCAUACAGGCAAGGGUGUGCCGACACCUCAGUGGUGGCAGCAAUGGUCUGGGAAUUGAGAGUGAGGCAUCUAGGAAAGCCCUCGUGGCUUGUGCAAAAUUCCUGAAAUGGAAGGAGCUCAAGCACCAGGCCCAGGAGGAGAACAUAGAGGGGAUCAGGAUGUGUUUGCUGCACCAGGACAAGACGAGAGUGGAAGGAUACCUGCGUCAGAGUCUGCCAUACCUGGAGGAUUCUCAGGACUCCUUGCGAUGCGAGGCUGUCACAUUCAUCUAUAACUCCUAUAUAUCUGCCUCCCUGAAGUGUCUAUAUACUAAUGCGCGCAGUAUGGGAAAUAAACAGGAAGAGUUGGAGAUCUGCGUGCGGUCACAUGGCUAUGAUCUCAUUGCGAUCACAGAGACGUGGCGAGCCAACUUCGAUCUCUUCCGGGGCCUACUUGCAGCUGUCUCAUGGGCUAGGGUGUUCGAAGGCAAGGGGGCCUGUGAGAACUGGUUGGCAUUUAAGCAGCUCUUCUUCCAAGCUCAGGAUCGGUGCGUCCCUGUGAGGAAGAAAUCGGGAAAGAGUGGUAGGAGACCUGUGUGGAUGAGCAAGGAGCUCGUGCACAAACUCAAAGGAAAGAAGAAGGCCCAUGAAAUGUGGAAAAAGGGUCUGACUACUUGGGAAGAAUACAGGAAUGUUGUCAGGGUCUGCAGGGAUGCGACAAGGAAGGCUAAGGCGUGCCUAGAAUUAAAUCUGGCAAAGGGGAUAAAGGAUAAUAAAAAAGGUUUUUUCAAGUACAUUAACAGUAAAAGGAAGACUAGGGAGAAUGUGGCUCCCCUGUUAAGUGAUGGAGAUGUUCUGGUAACGGGGGAUGCUGAGAAGGUGGAGAUACUGAAUGCCUUCUUUGCUUCUGUUUUCAGUGAAAAAGCUCCCCCUCGGGAAUCUGAGACCCUGGAGGUUAGUGAGAGGAUCUGGGAAAUGGAAGACCUCCCUUCUGUCAGGGAAGAGGUGGUUCAGGAGCGCCUAGGCAACACCAAUGUUCACAAAUCCAUGGGACCCGAUGGGAUUCAUCCACGGGUGCUGAGGGAGCUGGCAGAGGUGAUUGCUGAACCGCUUUCUGUCAUCUUUGAGAAGUCUUGGAGGACAGGGGAGGUGCCUGAAGACUGGAAGAUAGCCAACGUCACCUCGGUCUUCAAAAAAGGCAAGAAGGAAGACCCAGGCAAUUAUAGGCCAGUCAGCCUCACCUCUGUCCCUGGAAAGGUGAUGGAACAGCUUGUGCUGGAUGUCAUCUCCAGACAACUGGAAGAAGAGGAGGUUAUCAGGAGUAGUCAGCACGGGUUCACAAGGGGGAAGUCGUGCUUGACCAACCUGGUAGCCUUCUAUGAUGUUGUCUCUGGCUGGGUGGAUAGGGGGAGAGCAGUUGAUGUAGUCUACCUUGAUUUCAGCAAGGCAUUUGAUACUGUCCCCCACGACAUCCUUAUAACAAAGCUGAGGAAGUGUGGGAUAGAUGAGUGGACAGUGAGGUUUAAGAACUGGCUGACUGGCAGAGCACAGAGGGUUGUUGUUGGUGGUGCAGAGUCCGGUUGGAGGCCUGUAAGCAGCGGUGUUCCUCAGGGGUCUGUGCUGGGUCCAGUCUUGUUCAACAUCUUCAUCAAUGACCUUGAUGAGGGGAUAAUGGCCACCCUCAGCAAGUUUGCUGAUGAUACGAAGUUGGGAGGAUUGGCUGACACGCCUGAAGGCUGUGCUGCCAUUCAGCAAGACCUAGACAGGCUGGAGAGCUGGGCAGAAAAAAACCAGAUGAGGUUUAACAAAAGCAAGUGUAGAGUCUUGCAUCUGGGGAGGAAUAAUUCCAUGCACCAGUACAGGUUGGGGGAUGACCUGCUGGAGGGGAGCCCUGCGGAAAGGGACCUGGGUGUCCUGGUGGAUGACAGGUUGGCCAUGAGCCAGCAGUGUGCCCUUGUGGCCAAAAAGGCCAAUGGCUUACUGGGGUGCAUUAAAAAGAGCAUGUCCAGCAGGUCGAAGGAGGUGAUCCUCCCCCUCUACUCUGCCCUGGUAAGACCUCAUCUGGAGUACUGUGUCCAGUUCUGGGCACCCCAGUACAGGCCAGAGGCAUACAGGAGAAGCUGUCCAGUUGUUGGACCUUUCCUGCCCUCUGCUGUUCAGCUGGAGAGAUGUCCCAGAAGGCCAGAGAAAAAGGAUAGAAAAAUCUGCAGCCCUGUGCCAGAUGAGGCCAAGUGCCAGAGGCAUACUGGAGAAGCUAUCCAGUUGGUGGACCUUUCCUGUCCUCUGCUGUUCAGUUGGAGAGUUGUGCCACCUUCUACAAGGACAUCAGGACAAACAUUUGUAAGAAAAGUCAGUCCAGGCUGUCUGUACCGUUAG